This is a messenger RNA of Terrapene triunguis (Three-toed box turtle), 14883 nucleotides long. RefSeq names its product FAT atypical cadherin 3 (gene FAT3). Gene Ontology annotation, cellular component: plasma membrane. Gene Ontology annotation, biological process: homophilic cell-cell adhesion. The record is from RefSeq and is a predicted model, not a curated record. Lineage: Eukaryota; Metazoa; Chordata; Testudines; Emydidae. Gene Ontology annotation, molecular function: calcium ion binding. The transcript has 28 exons. Bases 136 to 13875 code for a protein of 4579 amino acids.
CAGUCCCGGGCUGCGCGCUGCACCGGGAGGGCGCAGCGGGGCUGGCUCCCGGGCUCAUGGAGACCGUGCAGCGGAGGCAGAGGGGGAAGCCCCGCAGCUGAUGCCGCUGGAGGGAAGGGAUGAAAGAAUGAUGUGAUGGAGGUGAAUAUGGGCUGCUGGUCAGGCACAAGACCCCCAUUGUCUUGCCUCACCAUCCUGCUUGUCAAGCUUUUGGCCUGCGUUUGCCAGGGGCUUCAAGGGACAAUACCACUCGGCUUUCACUUUACGCAUUCCAUUUACAAUGCUACAGUGUACGAGAACUCUGCAGCCAGGACCUAUGUCAACAGUCCAAGUAGAAUGGGUAUUACAUUGGCAGAUCUUUCAUGGGAUAUCAAAUACAGGAUAGUGUCUGGCGAUGAUGAAGGCUUUUUCAAAGCAGAAGAAGUCAUAAUUGCUGACUUCUGCUUUCUCAGAAUAAGAACUAAAGGUGGGAAUUCUGCUAUAUUAAACAGAGAAAUCCAAGAUAACUAUUUAUUGAUAGUAAAAGGGUCUGUCAGAGGAGAGGACUUAGAAGCAUGGACAAAAGUGAAUAUCCAGGUUUUGGAUAUGAAUGAUCUAAGACCUUUGUUUUCACCAACCACUUACUCUGUGACGAUAGCAGAAAGCACUCCUUUAAGGACUAGUAUUGCACAGGUGACAGCAACAGAUGCAGAUAUUGGGUCCAAUGGCGAAUUCUAUUACUACUUCAAAAACAAAGUUGAUCUCUUUUCAGUUCACCCAACUAGCGGAGUUAUCUCUUUAAGUGGCCGGUUAAACUAUGAUGAGAAAAACAGAUAUGACCUUGAAGUUCUGGCUGUGGAUCGUGGGAUGAAACUUUAUGGAAACAAUGGAGUAAGCAGCACUGCCAAGCUUUAUGUUCAUAUUGAACGUAUAAACGAACAUGCCCCAACCAUAAGUGUGGUAACCCACAUACCCUUUCCAUUAGACAAGGAGCCUACGUAUGCUGUUAUUAACAUUGAUGACCUAGAUGAAGGAGCUAAUGGGGAGAUUGAAUCUGUUUCCAUCGUAGCUGGAGAUCCCUUAGAACAGUUCUUUCUGGCUAAGGAGGGAAAAUGGAUUAAUGAGUACAAAAUCAAAGAGAGAAAACCCAUUGACUGGGACAACUUCCCCUAUGGUUACAAUCUUACUCUCCAAGCAAAGGACAAAGGGUCUCCUCAGAAGUUUUCUGCAGUCAAACUGGUCCACAUCACUAGUCCCAAGAGAGAAAGUGUCCCAGUAAAGUUUGAAAAGGAAGUUUAUGAUGUGUCAAUCAGUGAAUUUUCCCCUCCUGGAGUAGUGGUAGUUAUAGUUAAGUUGGUGCCUGAACCACAGGGUGUGGAAUAUAUAAUAUCUCCUAAUCAGGAUGCUGAUUAUUUUAAGAUUAAUCCCAGGACAGGUCUUAUUAUCACCGCUCACCCUUUGAAAAUCAUUGAGAAGGAACUCUAUGAGUUAGAAGUAGUAAACAAAGGUGGUGAUUUAAAAGCACAAGUUAUUGUCAGGUUAGAAGAUGCCAAUGAUCACACUCCAGAGUUCACACAGCCUUCGUACAGCUCCUUUGUCAAUGAAAGUGUUCCUGUAGGAACCAAUGUUUUGUCAGUUUCAGCAUUUGACAAGGACAGGGGAGAAAAUGGAUAUAUAACAUACAGCAUUGCCAGUCUGAAUUCACUGCCCUUUUCUAUAAACCAAUUUACUGGUGUUAUUAGCACCUCUGAAGAACUGGAUUUUGAGUCUUCUCCAGAGAGCUACAGGUUCAUUGUCAGAGCCUCCGAUUGGGGUUCGCCAUACCGUCAUGAAAGUGAGGUUAAUGUCACUAUAUACAUAGGCAAUGUCAAUGAUAACAAGCCGUUGUUUGAGAAAGUGGCUUGUCAGGGAGUGAUUUCAUCUGACUUUCCCAUUGGUGGUCACAUCACUGCUGUAUCUGCAAUAGAUAUAGAUGAGCUAGAACUAGUGAAAUACAAAAUAAUCUCUGGAAAUGAUCUUGGGAUUUUUUAUUUAAAUCCUGACUCCGGUGUGCUGCAACUUAAAAAGUCCCUUGUUAAUUCUGGUAUAAAGAACAGCAAUUUCGGCCUUAAGAUCACAGCUACAGAUGGAGAGAAUUUUGCUGAUGCCAUGUUCAUUAACAUUUCAGUAGUACAUGGGAAAGUGUCUUCAAAGACCUUUAGUUGUAGAGAGACUAGAGUUGCUCAGAAGCUGGCAGAGAAAUUGCUCAAGAAGGCAAAAGCAAAUGUGAAGCUGAAUUUGGAAGAUGGCUUCCUUGAUUUUUAUUCGAUUAACAGACAAGCUCCACACUUUGAUAAAUCCUUUCCCUCUGAUGUAGCGGUUAGAGAGGACCUUCCAGUUGGUGCUAGCAUCCUGAAAAUAAAAGCCUAUGAUGCGGACUCUGGAUUCAAUGGGAAGGUUGUCUAUACAAUUUCUGAUGGUAAUACAGAUAGUUGCUUUAACAUUGACAUGGAAACAGGGCUUCUUAAAGUUCUUAUGCCCAUGGACCGAGAGAAAACAGAGCUGUAUCUCCUUAACAUUACAAUUUAUGAUUUAGGUAAUCCCCAGAAAUCUACAUGGAGACUAUUGACUGUAACUGUAGAGGAUGCAAAUGAUAACAGUCCUGUUUUUUUACAGGAUAGUUACUCAGUUAAUAUUUUAGAAAGCAUGAGUAUUGGUACAGAAAUGAUCCAAGUAGAAGCUAGAGAUAAAGACCUAGGAUCUAGCGGUGAAGUGACUUACUCAGUAUUGACAGACACACAGCAGUUUGCCAUCAAUAGUUCGACUGGAGUAGUUUAUGUGGCUGACCAACUAGACAGGGAAUCGAAAGCAAACUAUACACUAAAGAUAGAGGCCAGGGACAAAGCUGAGAUUGGCCAUCAGCAAUUUUCUGUUGUUCCUCUGAAGGUUUUUUUGGAUGAUGUGAAUGAUUGUUCUCCAGCUUUCAUUCCAUCUAGCUACAGUGUGAAGGUCCUUGAAGAUCUGCCAGUUGGCACUGUAAUAGCUUGGCUAGAAACUCAUGACCCAGAUCUUGGUUUGGGAGGUCAAGUGCGUUACUCUUUGGUGAACGAUUACAAUGGACGAUUUGAAAUAGACAAAGCUAGCGGCACUAUCCGCUUGAACAAAGAACUCGAUUACGAGAAACAGCAGUUCUAUAACUUGACUGUGCGUGCAAAAGACAAAGGACGUCCAGUUUCCCUCUCUUCCGUUUCUUUUGUAGAGGUUGAAGUGGUGGAUGUUAAUGAAAAUCUCUACACUCCUUAUUUCCCUGACUUUGCAGUCAUUGGAACUGUAAAGGAAAACUCCCGCACUGGAACAAGUGUAUUGCAAGUGACAGCUCGAGAUGAAGACUCUGGAAGGGAUGGGGAGAUCCAGUAUUCCAUCAGGGAUGGCAGUGGCCUUGGAAGAUUUAGCAUAGAUGAAGAAACUGGAGUUAUCUAUACUGCAGAUGUCCUUGACCGAGAGACAACCAAAUCCUAUUGGCUAACAGUGUAUGCUACUGAUCGUGGUGUCGUCCCACUUUAUGCUACCAUCGAGGUCUAUGUUGAAGUUGAAGAUGUGAAUGACAAUGCCCCUCUGACCUCUGAACCUAUUUAUUAUCCGGCUGUCAUGGAAAACUCCCCUAAGGAUGUAUCCGUCAUUCACAUCCAGGCCCAAGAUCCUGACUCCAGCAGCAGUGAAAAACUGACCUACAGGAUUACAAGUGGAAACCCUCAGAACUUCUUUGCUAUCAAUCCAAAAACAGGUCUGAUUACUACAACAUCAAGAAAAUUGGAUCGAGAGCAGCAGGCAGAGCAUUUUCUCGAGGUGACGGUCACAGAUGGAGGCAUCUCUCCCAAGCAAUCUACUGUUUGGGUGGUGGUUCAAGUUCUGGAUGAAAAUGAUAACAAGCCUCAGUUUCCAGAGAAAGUCUAUCAGAUCAAGUUGCCCGAGAGGGACCGCAAGAAAAGAGGGGAGCCAAUCUACAGAGCUUUUGCAUUUGACAAAGAUGAAGGACCGAAUGCAGAAAUUUCCUACAGCAUCGUGGAUGGAAAUGAUGAUGGGAAAUUUUUUAUUGACCCUAAAACCGGGAUGGUUUCUUCCAGAAAGCAAUUCACAGCAGGGAAUUAUGACAUCUUAACAAUAAAAGCAGUGGACAAUGGACGACCCCAGAAGUCUUCAACUGCGCGCCUCCAUAUUGAGUGGAUUAAGAAACCCAUACCCUCACCUGUAUCACUGACUUUCGAUGAGCCCUUCUACAACUUCACUGUCAUGGAAAGUGAUAGAGUGACAGAAAUUGUGGGCGUGGUCUCUGUGCAACCCGCUAACAUACCUUUGUGGUUUGAUGUAGUCGGAGGGAAUUUCGAUAGUUCUUUCGAUGCUGAGAAGGGCGUGGGCACUAUUGUCAUUGCAAAGCCCUUGGAUGCAGAGCAGAGGUCUAUAUAUAACAUGACUGUGGAGGUCACCGAUGGAACAAAUGUUGCAACCACUCAGGUUCUUAUCAAAGUAUUGGAUAACAACGAUAAUGGCCCGGAAUUCUCUCACCCAAGUUACGAUGUCACGAUUUCGGAGGACAUCCUCCCUGAUACUGAGAUACUGCAGGUCGAAGCUAUAGACAGAGACGAGAAACACAAGUUGAGCUACACUGUUCACAGCAGCAUUGACUCAGUCAGCAUGAGAAAAUUCAGAAUUGACCCCAGCACAGGGGUACUAUACACUGCCGAGAGAUUAGACCAUGAAGCUCAAGAUAAGCACAUCCUUAAUGUAAUGGUUCGAGAUCAGGAGUUUCCCUAUAGAAGAAACCUGGCCAGAGUCAUCAUAAAUGUGGAAGAUUCCAAUGAUCACAGUCCCUACUUCACCAGUCCUUUGUACGAAGCCUCGGUGUAUGAAUCAGCAGCUAUUGGAUCUGCUGUUUUGCAGGUCACUGCUUUGGAUAAAGACAAAGGAGAAAACGCAGAGCUUAUCUACACUAUAGAAGCAGGAAACACUGGGAACACAUUCAAGAUCGAACCAGUUUUAGGCAUCAUCACAGUAUUGAAGGAACCGGACUUGACAACAAUGGGACAGUUUGUUUUGUCAGUCAAAGUAACUGAUCAAGGUUCACCACCACUGUCUGCAACGGCAAUUGUACGCAUUUCUGUGACCAUGUCAGAUAAUUCCCAUCCAAAGUUCACACACAAGGAAUACCAAGCAGAAGUUAAUGAAAAUGUUGAUAUUGGAACUUCAGUCAUUUUGAUCUCUGCAAUCAGUCAGUCUACAUUAGUUUAUGAGGUCAAGGAUGGGAAUGUGGAUGGAGCCUUUACUAUAAACCCAUAUUCUGGAGUCAUCACCAGUCAAAAGCCACUUGAUUAUGAACGCACUUCCUCUUACCAGCUCAUUGUUCAAGCAACUAACAUGGCAGGCAUGGCAUCAAAUGCCACUGUCAGCAUUCAGAUUGUUGAUGAAAAUGAUAACCUGCCAGUUUUUCUCCUCUCCCAAUACUCGGGCAGCAUAAGUGAAGCUGCUCCUGUAAACAGUAUAGUCCGGAGCGCAGCCAACAACCCACUGGUGAUACGAGCUACGGAUGCCGACAGUAAUCAGAAUGCUUUGCUGGUCUAUCAGAUUGUUGAAUCCACUGCUAAGAAGUACUUCACUGUAGAUUCCAGCACUGGCGCGAUCAGAACAAUUGCAAAUUUAGACCAUGAAACCAUAGCCCACUUCCAUUUCCACGUGCAUGUUAGAGAUAGCGGAAAUCCACAGCUCACAGCGGAGAGUCCAGUUGAAGUUACUAUUGAAGUAACUGACAUCAAUGACAAUCCUCCAGUCUUCAGUCAGGCUGUGUUUGAGACAGUCUUGCUUCUGCCCACUUACGUUGGUGUAGAGGUUCUUAAAGUCAAGGCCACAGACCCGGAUUCAGAAGUUCCACCUGAACUAACAUACAGUCUGAUUGAAGGCAAUGUGGACCAUUUUUUGAUUGAUUCAAGUACUGGGGUACUCACCAUAAAAAAUAAUACUCUUUCCAAAGAUCAUUAUAUGCUUAUAGUAAGAGUGUCUGAUGGGAAAUUUUACAGCACUGCUAUGGUGACCAUAAUGGUAAAAGAAGCCAUGGAUAGUGGGCUCCAUUUUACACAAAGUUUUUAUUCCACAUCUAUCUCGGAGAACAGCACUAAUAUCACAAAUGUAGCUGUGGUGAAUGCUGUUGGAAACCGUCUCAAUGAGCCCUUGAAGUAUGGUAUAUUAAACCCAGGCAACAAGUUCAUGAUCAAAUCCACCUCGGGAGUCAUUGAAACAACGGGCAUCCCCUUUGACAGAGAAAAACAAGAGCUGUAUGAGCUGGUCGUUGAAGCAAGUCGUGAACUAGAUCAUCUCCGUGUGGCCAGGGUGGUUGUCAGAGUUAACAUUGAGGACAUCAAUGACAAUGCUCCGGUGUUUGUAGGGCUGCCUUACUAUGCUGCUGUACAAGUUGAUGCUGAGCCCGGUACCCUAAUAUAUCGAGUGACAGCCAUUGAUAAAGAUAAGGGUGCAAAUGGUGAAGUCUCCUAUCUGUUGAAAGAAGACUAUGGGCAUUUUGAAAUUGACAGACAAACUGGUAGUGUCACUUUAAGAGAAGCCUUCAACUCUGACUUAUCUAAUAUAGAGUAUUUAGUUAUCAUCCUUGCAAAAGAUGGUGGUAAUCCUUCGUUGUCUGCUUCAGUAGAACUUCCUAUUACUAUAGUUAAUAAAGCAAUGCCUGUGUUUGACAAGCCCUUCUAUACAGCUUCUGUAAAUGAAGACAUAGAAAUGCACACCCCAAUUCUUAGCAUAAAUGCAACCAGCCCAGAGGGCCAGGGUAUCAUUUAUAUCAUUGUUGAUGGAGAUCCCUACAACCAGUUUAACAUUGACUUUGACACCGGCAUUCUGAGUGUCAUCAGCCCAUUGGACUAUGAAGUAAAUUCUGUUUUUAAGCUGACAGUACGAGCCAGUGAUGCCCUCACUGGUGCUCGGGCUGAAGUCACUGUGGACUUAAUUAUUAAUGAUGUAAAUGAUAAUCCUCCAGUUUUUGAUCACUUGGCCUAUAAUGCCACCUUAUCCGAAGCAUCUUUGAUUGGGACUCCUGUGUUGCAGGUUGUUGCUACCGACGCAGACUCUGAAAAUAACAAAAUUAUACAGUAUCAGAUUGUCCAGGACUCCUUUAACAGCACUGAUUAUUUUCACAUCGAUAGCACAAGUGGCCUAAUCCUGACAGCCCGUAUGUUGGAUCAUGAACUAUUACAGCAGUGCAGCUUAAAAGUCAGAGCAGCUGAUAAUGGAUUCCCACCACUGAGCAGUGAAGUUCUUGUUAGUAUUUAUGUGACAGAUAUGAAUGACAACCCUCCAGUUUUUAACCAGUUAAUAUAUGAAUCUUACGUGAGUGAACUGGCCCCUAGGGGUCAUUUUGUGACUUGUGUCCAAGCUUCUGAUGCUGACAGCUCUGAUUUUGACAGACUGGAGUACAGUAUCUUGUCUGGAAAUGAUCGGACCAGCUUUAUAAUGGACAGCAAGAGUGGCAUUAUAACUCUGUCUAACCAUCGGAAACAGAGGAUGGAGCCAAUGUAUAGCUUAAAUGUCUCUGUCUCGGAUGGAUUGUUCACCAGCACAGCUCAGGUGCAUAUCCGGAUCCUGGGUGCUAACCUCUAUAGCCCCACGUUUUCACAGAGUAUUUAUGUGGCAGAGGUUAGAGAAAAUGCUGCCCCUGGAACUAAGGUAGUCCAUGUAAAAGCGACAGAUGGAGAUUCUGGUAUAUAUGGCCAAAUAAACUACUCCAUAAUAAAUGAUUUUGCCAAGGACCGAUUCUUAAUUGAUAACAAUGGACAGAUCCUAACAACUGAGAAAUUGGACCGAGAGAACCCUUUGGAAGGGGAUAUCAGUAUAUUUUUGAGGGCCCUGGAUGGAGGUGGGAGAAUGACUUUCUGCACCGUGAGAGUGAUCGUAGUGGAUGAGAAUGACAAUACUCCCCAGUUUAUGACAAUAGAAUACAGAGCAAGUGUCAAAGCAGAUGUUGGAAAAGGUCAUUUGGUCACCCAAGUGCAAGCAUUAGAUCCAGAUGAUGGAGCCAAUUCAAGAAUCACCUAUUCAUUGUAUAGUGAAGCCUCUGUUUCAGUGGCAGAUCUGCUUGAAAUUGAUCCUGACAAUGGAUGGAUGGUCACCAAAGGUAACUUUAACCAGCUGAAAAACACCGUUCUGUCAUUUUUCGUCAAAGCAGUUGAUGGUGGCAUUCCCAUGAAGCAUUCCCUUAUUCCUGUCUAUAUCCAUGUUUUACCUCCAGAAGCUGUUUUACCUUCCUUUUCCCAACCCCAAUAUUCUUUUACAAUACCAGAAGACACUGUCAUAGGAAGCACCCUUGACGUUUUGCAUGUUUUGCCAAGCCUGGGUGCUGUAUAUAGCACUGUUAAUGGUGAAUUAGCUGAAAACAACAAGGAAGGGAUUUUCAUCAUAGACCAAGACACUGGAAUCAUAAAGCUAGAUAAGAGACUUGACCAUGAGACAAAUCCUGCUUUUCACUUUAAAGUUGCAGCCACCAUACAGCUAGACAAAGUGGACAUUGUAUUAACUGUGGAUGUGGAGGUUAAAGUGUUGGAUGUAAAUGACAACAAGCCUGUGUUUGAAGCUGCCAACUAUGAAGCUGUAAUAAUGGAAGGGAUGCCAAUAGGGAUUAAUCUUAUCCAGGUUAAAGCAAUUGAUGCGGACUGGGGUGCAAAUGGGCAAGUCACAUAUACUCUUUCAGCGGAAUCGGAGCUGGACAAGAUCAUGGAAGCCUUCACAAUCGAUGGCAACAGUGGGUGGAUCAGCACAUUGAAGGACCUAGAUCAUGAAAAGAAUCCCACUUUUACUUUUGCAGUGGUAGCUUCAGAUCUGGGAGAAGCUUUUUCCCUCUCUUCCACUACCUUGGUCUCUGUCACUGUGACAGACAUAAACGACAAUGCACCAAUCUUUGAACACGAGGUGUACAGAGGAUCCGUAAAAGAGAGUGACCCUCCAGGUGAAGUUGUGGCGGUUCUCAGCACAUGGGACGAAGACACGUCUGAAGUCAACCGGCAGGUUAGCUACCAUAUCACAGGAGGUAAUCCCAAAGGAAAGUUCGCCUUGGGACUGGUUCAGAAUGAAUGGAAGGUUUACGUGAAGAGACCACUAGAUCGGGAAGAACAAGACAUUUAUUUUCUGAACAUCACUGCUACCGAUGGCCUCUUUGUAACACAAGCUGCUGUGGAAGUGACGGUCACUGAUGUUAAUGAUAAUAGUCCUGUCUGUGAUCAGUUUGCAUAUGCAGCAUUAUUUCCUGAAGACAUUCCAUCAAACAAAGUCAUCCUUAAGAUCAGUGCCAAGGAUGCAGACAUUGGAUCCAAUGGUGAAAUUCGCUAUUCGCUGUUUGGACCUGGGAACAAUAAAUUUUUUUUAGAUCCAGAAAGCGGUGAGUUGAAAACCUUGGCCCUUUUAGACAGAGAGAAAAUCCCUGUGUACAACUUGAUUGCCAGGGCAACAGAUGGCGGUGGCAGGUUCUGCCAGUCAGAAAUCCACCUUUUCCUGGAAGACGUUAAUGAUAAUCCACCAAUGUUUUCUACUGAUCAUUACACCGCAUGUGUCUAUGAGAAUACAGCCACUAAAGCUUUGUUAACAAGAGUCCAGGCCACGGAUCCUGAUGUAGGUGUGAACAGAAAAGUGGUCUAUUCCCUAGCAGACUCCGCAGAUGGUUACUUCUCUGUGGAUAGGUCAUCAGGAAUCAUUAUUUUGGAGCAUCCUCUUGAUAGAGAGCUGCAGCCUUCCUAUAACAUCAGUGUAAAAGCAUCAGACCAGAGCAUUGUGUUGUCCCUGUCUUCAUUUGCCACAGUUACCAUUACAGUGCUGGAUAUUAAUGACAACCCUCCUGUAUUUGAGAGACGAGACUACCUUGUUACAGUGCCUGAAGAUACCUCACCUGGCACCAAAGUACUGGCUGUUUUCGCAACAAGCAAAGACAUUGGUACCAAUGCAGAGAUUACCUACCUCAUCAGGUCUGGAAAUGAGAAAGGGAAAUUCAGGAUCAACUCAAAGACGGGAUCCAUUUCUGUAAUUGAAGCUCUGAACUAUGAAAUGUGUAAGGAUUUUUACCUAAGAGUGGAAGCAAAAGAUGGAGGUACGCCCGCCCUAAGUGCUGUUACUACAGUGAACAUAAAUGUAACGGAUGUUAAUGACAAUGCACCAAAAUUUAAUCAAGAGGCCUACAAUGCGGUCAUCAGUGAGGAUGCUUCGGUUGGUGAUUCCGUGAUUAUGUUGAUAGCAGAAGACCAGGAUAGUCCUACCAAUGGCCAGAUUCAUUUUUCCAUAGUGAAUGGUGAUCGGGACAAUGAAUUUUCAGUUGAUCCUGUUUUGGGACUUAUAAAGGUUAAAAAGAGAUUGGACAGAGAAAGGGUGUCUGGAUAUUCACUAGUUAUUCAGGCAAGAGACAGCGGCAUCCCUCCUUUGUCAUCAUCUGUAACGGUCAACAUAGACAUUUCUGAUGUGAACGAUAAUAGCCCUGUAUUUACACCAGCCAACUAUACAGCUGUAAUUCAAGAGAAUAAACCCGUGGGCACAAGCAUUUUGCAGCUGGUAGUGACAGACAACGAUUCUUUUCACAAUGGCCCCCCAUUUACCUUCACCAUUCUGACUGGCAAUGAAGAGGAGGAAUUUAUGUUGGACCCACAUGGAGUUUUGAGAUCUGCAGUUAUCUUCAAGCACAUGGUAACAACUGAAUACAUGCUCUGUGUGCAGGCUAAAGAUUCUGGGAAGCCUCAACAGGUGUCCCACACUUACAUUCAAGUGCGAGUUAUUGAAGAAAGCAUUCACAAACCAACAGCCAUUCCACUGGAGAUUUUUAUAGUCACCAUGGAAGAUGACUUUCCAGGGGGUGUCAUUGGAAAGAUUCAUGCCACAGAUCAAGAUGUGUAUGAUGUUCUCACUUAUACCCUGAAGUCAGAGCAGAAAAGUCUGUUCAAGGUUAACAGCCACGAUGGCAAGAUCAUUGCCCUGGGAGGGCUAGAUAAUGGCAAGUACACACUGAACGUGUCAGUCAGCGAUGGCCGGUUCCAAGUGCCCAUCGAUGUUGUCGUCCACGUGGAACAGCUGAUACAAGAAAUGCUGCAGAACACGGUCACCAUCCGAUUUGAGAACGUUUCCCCUGAAGAUUUUGUGGGGCUCCACAUGCAUGGGUUCAGGCGCACCUUGCGAAAUGCUGUGCUCUCACAGAAACAAGAUAGCCUGCACAUUAUCAGCAUUCAGCCUGUGGCAGGCACCAAUCAGCUUGACAUGCUGUUUGCAGUUCAGAUGCACACCAGUGGAUUCUAUAAGCCUGCUUAUUUGAUUCAGAAGCUUACCAAUGCAAGGAGACACUUAGAAAAUGUGAUUCGCAUCUCGGCUAUCUUGGAGAAGAAUUGUUCUGGACUGGAUUGUCAGGAGCAGCACUGUGAACAAAGCCUGUCUAUUGAUUCCCAUUCCCUGAUGACCUAUAGCACAGCGCGAAUUAGUUUUGUGUGUCCCCGUUUCUACAGAAAUGUACGCUGCACAUGUAAUGGAGGGCUGUGUCCUGGGUCCAGCGAUCCCUGUAUGGAGAAGCCGUGUCCAAGGGACAUGCAGUGUGUGGGGUACGAAGCUAGUCGAAGACCAUUCAUCUGCCAGUGCCCUCCAGGGAAGCUCGGAGAAUGUUCAGGGCACACUUCCCUUAGCUUUGCUGGGAAUAGUUACAUCAAAUACCGGGUUUCUGAAAAUAGCAAGAAAGAAGAAUUCAAGCUGGCUCUGCGUCUGCGAACCUUGCAAAGCAAUGGGAUUAUAAUGUACACCAGAGCAAAUCCCUGUAUAAUUCUGAAGAUCGUGGAUGGCAAAUUGUGGUUCCAGUUGGACUGUGGAAGUGGCCCAGGAAUCCUGGGAAUUUCUGGCAGGACUGUUAAUGAUGGGAACUGGCACUCAGUCUUCCUGGAGCUCAAUCGGAAUUUCACAAGCUUGUCACUUGAUGACAGUUAUGUGGAGCGGCGCAAAGCCCCCCUCUACUUCCAGACUCUGAGUACAGAUAGCUCGGUCUACUUUGGAGCCCUGGUGCAAGUGGAUAAUGUCCGGAGCCUGACUGACAAGAGGACAACCCAGGUCUUGAGUGGUUUUCAGGGCUGCCUGGAUUCUGUUAUCCUGAAUAACAAUGAACUGCCGCUCCAAAACAAGCGUAGCAGCUUUGCAGAAGUGGUUGGCCUGACUGAAUUAAAGCUUGGCUGCGUUCUGUACCCUGAUGCAUGUGAGAGGAAUCCUUGCCAGAACGGAGGGAGCUGUACUAGUUUGCCAUCUGGUGGUUAUCAGUGUAGUUGCCUCUCUCAAUUCACAGGAAGAAAUUGUGAAUCGGAGAUCACAGUGUGCUUUCCAAAUCCAUGUCGGAAUGGAGGGUCGUGUGACCCGAUAGGCAAUGCCUUCAUCUGCAAUUGCAAAAAUGGACUGACAGGAGUAACGUGCGAAGAUGAUGUCAACGAAUGUGAAAGAGAGGAAUGUGAAAAUGGCGGCUCCUGCAUCAACGUUUUUGGCUCGUUUCUAUGUAACUGCACUCCUGGAUAUGUGGGGCAGUAUUGUGGCCUCAGGCCUGUGGUGGUCCCCAACAUACAAGCCGGACAUUCCUACGUCGGCAAAGAAGAGCUAAUAGGAAUAGCAGUCGUCCUUUUUGUAAUCUUUGUGUUGAUCAUCCUGUUUAUAGUUUUCCGCAAGAAAGUGUUCAGGAAAAAUUACUCACGCAACAAUAUCACCCUGGUCCAGGACCCGGCUACUGCUGCUCUGCUCAACAAGAGCAACGGGAUCCAGUUCAAGAACCUAAGGAACAGUGGGGACAGUCGCAAUAUCUACCAAGAGGUAGGGCCACCGCAAGUCCCUGUGAGGCCCAUGGCUUACACCCCUUGCUUCCAGAGUGACUCGCGGAACAAUUUAGACAAGAUAGUGGAUGGACUUGGAGUUGAGCAUCAGGAGAUGACGACGUUUCAUCCAGAGUCUCCUCGUAUACUAACAGCAAGGCGGGGUGUGGUGGUGUGCAGCGUGGCUCCCAACCUGCCGGCCGUGUCUCCCUGUCGAUCUGACUGUGACUCCAUCAGGAAGAGUACCUGGGACGGCGGUACUGAAAGGAAAAAAGCCCUGAGCUGUCCUAGGAAGACCCAGCUUUACAAUGGACCCAAAGGUCCAGAACGCAAGGAAUGUAAUGGACCUGGAUCUUCCAUAGUGACUGUCAUACAGCUUGUCAACAAUGUAGUUGACACUAUAGAAAAUGAAGUGUCUGUUAUGGAUCAAGGACAGAACUACAACAGAGCUUAUCAUUGGGACACCUCUGACUGGAUGCCAAGCGCUCGAUUGUCUGACAUUGAGGAAGUGCCCAAUUAUGAAACAGCAGAUGGAGGCUCGGUGCAUCAUGGAAGUAACAGGGAGCUGGAAACUGAUUACUACCUUGGUGGCUAUGACAUUGACAGCGACUAUCCUCCUCCUCACGAAGAGGAGUUUUUAAGUCAGGACCAGUUACCACCUCCGCUCCCAGAGGACUAUCCAGACCAAUAUGAAACCCUUCCGCCAUCCCAGCCAGUCUCUAUGGCUAGCACACUCAGCCCAGAUUGCAGACGGCGGCCACAGUUUCACCCUAGCCAAUACCUCCCUCCUCAUCAGCUCCCCAAUGAGAUGGACGCUGCUGGGUCUCAGACUGUGAAUGAAUUUAGUACUUUUGCUGUUGUCCCAGGCCAGAGCGUGGAAAACGUUAGUGCAGGUAAGAUGCCCUUAUCCUUACACAACUCUCUGGAUGCCUCCUCAUCUGACAUCUCAGCCAGCUGUGGCUUUGACGAUUCCGAAGUAGCCAUGAGUGACUUUGAAAGUGUGGAGGAACUCAUCCUAGAUAAUGUUCACAUUCCAUUUGUGGAGACCCAGCAUCAGACACAAGUGUAAAGGAGACUUUUUUUUUUGGUGGUCAUUUGGUCCAAUUAACAGUAUAAAUACUGAGAAGACAUUUUGGUAAAGAUAUAUUUAUGUAUAUUGGGCAAGGCAGAAAUCCAGUAUAACCUAUUAACUUGUUCAAAAAUGAUACUGUAUGUGCAGACACAAAGAGAUCAGUUAUGUUAAGCUGUAUGCCACAAAAUUGUUACAGACAAUCUGGAGAAUAUGUACCAUCUAUUUAUUACCAAGAGUACACUCACAGAGUUUCUGAGGGGGGAAACAAUUUCACCUUUUAAGUUCCCUUUCUUCACCUGCUAUUUAUUUGGUAUUGUAUUAUUAAAAGUGUUACAAUCUCUCCGUGCAGUAUUAACAAACGGGAGGAUGAUUCCAAGAGGCACUGUUGCAUGAAAUUUUAGGUCAGCUAAAGAGUGAAAGAAUUUGAUCAUAUGUAAAACAAUUCCAUUGGUUUUAUUAAAAAAGCAUUUAAAAGACAACUUAUCGACAUGGAUAUCUGUCCAUAAAUAAUUAUUUCUUUAUAGUUUUGUUUAUAUAUCACAUCAAAUCCUAGCUUGUGUGUAUAGAGUAAGACAGAUAUAUGCAUUAUAUAUUAUACACCAAACUAGACUAGGUUGGUUGCCAUUAUUCAAACUUACUUUCAGAUGUUUGUGUGUACAUUGAAUUAUGAGACUUUCCAAAUAUUGUGACAUUUAACCCUUGCGAGUUUGACUCACUAAUGGCCAAAUUCUGCCCUUAGAUACACGCGUGUAACUCCCAGUGACUUGUGUACAGAAUGUGACCACGUAUCUGAGAACAGAACUGAACCUGAACUACAUUUUGCUGCUUUUAUUUUGGGCUUCCUUGCAGCUUUUUAACAGCAGUCAUAGUGCUGUCAUAGUCCAGUUAAAUUAGUUUUAAUUAAUUUGCAUACACAUUCUACUAUAAUCUUAAAUUGCUAGGUCAACUACAGUUGAAAAAUGUCCUGCCCUCGAGUGUGUGGAACAGAUCCUCAGCUGGUGUAGU